CAUGUUCUCGUUUUUCUUCUUCAGCAUCGAAAGGGCAUUAAGGGUCUCUCUCUCUCUUCCAUAUUUAUCCUCUAUCUCCCGCUCCGUGGCAAUUUUGUAAUUACUCCAUAUAAAUCUCGCCGCCGGCCGUCGAAUCGCCGGCGAUCUGGAUUCUUCGGCCGCAGUUCGUUUCUUCAUCCUCUUCUGGAGUCUUUUGUAUUUGUUUAGCGGCUUAGUUGUGAAGAUCAAAUCCCUCGAAAAACCUCGAUUAGGGUUUCGUGUUUAGACGAUUCGAAAUCGAGAAGUAUCAUAGAUUGGGGGGGGGGGGUUUGUGAUUCUGUGGAGGUUUUUUGUUUCUCCCUCUCUUAUUUGAUUUUCAAUUACUAUUAUCGAGAUGCCAAGGAGUACGAGGCACAAAUCGAGCAAGCACAAGGAUGCGAGAGAGUACUCUGAUUCGGAGAAAGAGUCGAGCUUGAAGGAGAGGAAGAGCAAAGAGGAGAGUUCCGCUAGGGUUUCAAAGGAUUCUGGUGAUAAACGAAAGCUUGAUUCAAAAGAGUAUUACGAUUCGGUUAACGGAGAGUACUAUGAAGAGUACACUUCGUCGAAGCGGCGGAAAGGGAAAACUGGUGAGAGUGGUAGUGAUAGGUGGAAUGGUAAAGAUGAGGAGAAAGGGGAGAGUUCGAAGAAGACCAAGGCGUCUAGUGAGAAGAGUAGGAGGAGAGAGGAAGGAGAUGGUGAGGAGACGAAGAAGAGUAGUGGUAAAAGCGAUGGUAAGCAUAGAGAGUCUAGUAGAAGAGAAAGCAAAGAGUUUGACAAGGAGAAGGAUCGGGAAAAAGAUAGGAAGUAUAAGGAAAGUAAAAGUGAGAAGUUUUAUGAUGGUGAAGAUCACCAUAAAUCCAAGGUUGUCUCUGAAAAAUCUGAGUCGAAAGCUCAGGAGCAGCUAAGGAGUCCAGGGAAGGAAAAUCAUACUGAGAAGCGAUCAAGGCGAAAAAAGGAUGAUCAUGGUGCUGGAGACAAGCAUCAAGAUAACAGUGAUGAUGUUGGUGAUAGGCUUUUCACUUCCGGAGAUGACUACAUCAAAGAUGGAAAACAUAAAGGAGAGAAAAGCAGAGACAAAUAUCGGGAAGACAAGGAAGAAGACAUCAAACCAAAAGGUGAGAAGCAGAGAGAUGAGCGACCUAGUAAAGAGCAUCACAGGUCUGAUGAAAAGCUCCUCCGUGAUGAAAGUAAAAAAAAAUCUAAAGGACAGGAUAGUGACCAUGGUCAUGAGCCUGACAGUGAACAUGAUGGAUAUCAUGACCGUGAACGCAAACGGGACUAUGAGAGAGAGAGUGAUCGGAAUGAACGGGACCGCGAACGAGCUCGGGACCGUGAUUAUGAGCGAGAUAGGGACCGUGAUAGGGAUAGGGAGCGGGAACGUGAUCGUGAUCGUCGGGAUUAUGAGCACGACCGCUACCAUGAACGGGAUUGGGACCGUGAUAGGAGUAGAGACCGUGACCGGGAUCAUGAUAGGGACAGGACGCAUGACAGAGAAAAAGACCGUAGUCGUGACUAUUACCAUGAUGGGAAACGAAGUAAGAGUGACAGGGAAAGGGAUAGUGACCGCGAUAUGUCGCGUCUAGAUGAUCAAAGUGGUCGGUAUAAGGAUAGGAGGGAAGGUAGGAAGUCUCCAGAUUACCAGGAUUAUCAGGAGGUCAUCACGAGCACUAGAGGUAGCAGAGCAGAGCCUGAUGGUGAUAUUAUAAGAUCAGAUCGCCAACCUUCCAGUUCGGUGGUUCAGGAAGAGAAUGGGAAUGGGUCGGAUCAGGUAGCCAAAGGGGUCUCUUCACGGGAGGCGGCUGAGCUGUCUGGAGGAUCAGAGAGAGGUACAAGGCAUAAAGGUUUUGAGAGAACAGCAAAGAUGGAAGAUGGUGUUAUUGGCGAGUUUCAGGGUGAAAAGUCUUCUGCCACAAAAGCUUCACCCCGGACAAUGGUUGAAAGAUCUCCCUCGUCGACAAGCUUUGACCGGAGAUUCAAUAAUCGGAGUGGAGAAGCUGGUCAUAGGAACAGUGCUAGGGAUUAUUCAGCAGCUGAGGAUGAAAGGCUUCUUGUAGAUGAGACAUCCCAGGCAGAAUUAUCUUUUAACAAUAAGCCCAACCAGAACAAUUCUUCUUUCCCUCCACGACCUGAAUCUAGGAGUGGCAUUGGUAGCCCUAGAGUUGGCCCUCGAGAAGAAGAUAACAGGGUCAAUACCGGUGGACGUUAUAAGAGAGGCGUUGAUGCGAUGAUGGGAAGAGGGCAACAAGGUAAUGUGUGGAGAGGUGUCCCAAGCUGGCCAUCUCCACUUCCACCAAAUGGAUUUAUUCCAUUUCAACAUGUUCCAACUCAUGGAGGUUUCCAAACUAUGAUGCCACAGUUCCCAUCGCCAUCUCUCUUUGGGGUAAGGCCUUCAAUGGAAAUGAACCAUCAGGGAAUCCCUUACCAUAUGCCUGAUGCUGAAAGGUUCUCUAGUCACAUGCGUCCACUUGGGUGGCAGAAUAUGAUGGAUGCCUCAGGCGCUUCUCACAUGCAUGGUUUUUUUGGGGACAUGAGUAAUAGUGUUUUUAGGGAUGAAUCAAACAUGUAUGGGGGACCUGACUGGGACCAUAACAGGCGGAUGCAUAGCCGGGUUUGGGAAUCUGGUGCAGAUGAGUGGAAAAAUCGAAAUGGAGAUGCGAGCUUGGAAGUCUCAUCAAUGUCUGGUAAAGAUGAUAACUUGGUGCAGGUUGCUGAUGAUGAGUCUCUUGGCGGCCAAACAAGUCACUCUGAAAAUAACAGGGCAAAAAGCGUCGAAGCUGGGUCGAAUCUAACAUCUCCAGCAAAAGAACUGCUUGCGAGUUCUCCUAAAGUUACGGCGGAAGUUGUGGCUGAAGAUCCUGUGCCGGAAAAAGUUGAUAACACUGAACGUUAUCGCCGGCAUUAUCUCUCAAAGCUUGAUAUAUCGGUAGAACUUGCUGAUCCCGAGCUUCGGAAAAGUAUUAGCGUAUUGAUGGGUGAAGAACGUAUAACAAUUGAUGAUGGAACUCCUGUGUUUGUAAACCUCAAGGAAGGUGGGAAGAGAGUGCCCAAAAGCAUCAGUACUUCCUUGACGACUCUUUCACUGUUUCCUUCUCAAAACAGUUCAGUGUUUCAGAUAGCAAUGGACCUGUACAAGGAGCAUAGAUUUGAAUUGAAUGGUCUUCCAAAUGUCGAAAUUCAGGGGCCUCCUCAAGUCUCUCCUUCCAGUUUGGUUGAAGUCGAUACCAGUGAUGACGUGAAUGAUGCCAUGAAAGGAAUUAGUUUUAUGGAGACAUCAGAUGUGAAAAUUGCGGAUGUGUCAGAUUCAGACAAAUCCCAUAAGGAACAGCAAAAUGUGUCAUCACCUGCUGAUUCCGGAAUGGAGAUAGCAACACAAGACGAAGGAUCUUCAUCUCCCAAUCCAAACAAGUCACCUGAGGCUCCUGAGGCUGUGGCUUCAGAUCACAUUGAAGGUUAUGAGCAAGAUGCAAAGUCAGAUGAUGGAGCUGGUGUAGACCAAACAAUGGAGACAGCUCGUGAUCAUCAUGGUGUCCCAGAAGGAGAACCUGUUACCGACCAAACAAUGGAGACAGCUCGUGAACAUGAUGGUGUUCCAGAAGGUGAUCCUGUUACCGAGGAAACAAUGGAGACUGCUCGUGAACAUGCUGGUGUUUCAGAAGGUGAUCCUUUUACCUUGACAGUAGUUUCACCGGCCCUCGAGACUAUGGAGGUCGAUGAGCGGAACGAUUUGUCUCAAGACGAGAACAUGGAAGAAGCAGUAGUGAAGAAGGAAGCUGAAGCUGAAGCUGAUGAUGGUGAUGGAGAUGGAGAGGGAGGUGUAGUUGGGGAUGUAUCUCCAAAGGUAACGGAAACAUUAGUUCAUGAAUCUGAUGAGUCAGUAAUAAGUCGGAUACAUCAUUCUCCACAAAGUACACAUUAAGACAUUCCUAUAAUUCCAUCCUUUCUGCUUUGUUUCGUUUUGUUUUUUUUUCUAUAAUUUCCUUACUUCUAAUGCAAUUUUUUUCCCUCCAAA
Molecule: messenger RNA, 4027 nt
Organism: Eutrema salsugineum
Lineage: Eukaryota; Viridiplantae; Streptophyta; Magnoliopsida; Brassicales; Brassicaceae
Exons: 5
Coding region: 374-3934 (1186 amino acids)
Source: RefSeq, a predicted model, not a curated record